CAAGUCAUUUGGCCUUGAAAUACUCUAUUCUGAUCUUUGUCAGGCUUCAACUUCGGAUCUUAAGCCCCCUUUAAAAAUUAGAGAUCUACUUAGUGUGGCUGACACUCUUCCGAAAAAACAAUUAACACCCACAAUCAGUUUCCAAAAUGUUGAGUGACAGUAGUAACCUUGAGCUGCAGCCUCAGAAAGGUCUCCAAAUCAAGCAAGAUGACAAGUUCUUCUCCAGGCUGAUGUCGAAGGAAACUUCCAUGGCUAAUUCUUCUUGCAGGGUCUAUUAUGGAGGAGCUUCGAGUGCUGUUCCAUUCAUGUGGGAGUCACAGCCUGGAACACCCAAACAUCCUUCUUGUGACACUACUCUCCCUCCUCUAACUCCCCCUCCUUCAUAUCAUUCCUCAUUCAAGUCAAAAUCCAAGAAGAAAAAGAGCAUGAAACCAACCCUUUGGAGCUCCAUCUUUCCCAGGCUAAUUACUCCCAGGAAAAACCAUGCUUCUCCAUCUUCGUCAUGGUCUUUUACAUCAUCUUCAUCGUCUUUAUCGUCACGGUCAUCAUUGUAUGGUUCUUGUUCUUCCCUAUCAGCUAAUUCUUCCUUGAAUCGAAAGUUAUUUCAGAGCCGAAGGAGCUAUUUUUCAUGUUCAAGAUCACCUGUUCAUAACUACAUGGUUGAUGAUGAUGAGGAAGGCCUGGGAUCACCGACUUCGACACUGUGUUUUGGAGUUAAACGAAGGAAUCUGAAUGAGUUUAGAGGAUGUCAGUCAAUGAUAAACAUGAAGAAGACAUUGCUAUCAAUUGUUAGCCAUGGCUCAGGCCAUCAAGAGAGAUGCAAUUCCUUCUAGUGUUUGCCUCCACUGCAGACAUGGUUGUUGUGUUUGGGCUAUCAAAUUUUCAUUAUUGAACAAUUUGUUCAACUCGUCAUAAUCCAAUUAAUGCAUGCUAUUGUGAAAAACAAAAAGAAAAAUUUAGUAUCUAUAAGAAGUACUUAUGAUGUUUAUGUAACUUUUAUAUUAAGUAUUUCAAUGAAAUACCUAUUAAUGCAUUGUAAUAAUAAUAAAAA
Messenger RNA from Durio zibethinus, 1051 nucleotides. RefSeq lists its product as uncharacterized. Lineage: Eukaryota; Viridiplantae; Streptophyta; Magnoliopsida; Malvales; Malvaceae. The record is from RefSeq and is a predicted model, not a curated record.